AUGCGCACCGCGUUCAUCCUCUCCGGCCUUGGCGCCCUUGCCGCUGCUCAGAGCAGCUCCUCGUCCUUUGACGCCGCUGGCGUUGCCUCAUCUGCGUUGGCUUCGGCGCAGUCCGCGUACUCGGCGGCAUUCUCCUCUGCUACGGCAAUGGCCACCAACAAGGUCACUUCUUUGACCCCAGAGCAGCAGUCCAGCAUCAACAGCGCUGCUCUGUCCGCAGCCACCGCGGCUCAGGUACGUUCCGACGCGUCUGACGCGCUCAGCUGAGAAUGCAAUUACUAACCAUGUCUCCAGGGCAAGGAAUCCUCCAUCAUCGCUCAAGCAGAGUCUUCUGUCGCUCUGGCGCAGUCGACGGCCUCGGCGGCGAUCGCCUCGCUCAGCAGCCAGGCCAAGACGGCCACGGGAGCUGCCAAAACCUCCCUCUCGGCCGAGUACACUUCGGCGACCGCGGCCGCGACUUCGAUCAACGAGGCUGCCAGCUCGCUCUCUGCCUCUGGCUCCUCUGCCAGCACCGCAGCAGCCAGCGCCGCAUCCUCUGCCUCCUCGCGCGCAAGCGGAUCAGCCACCGGUUCUUCCUCUACCUCUUCUGGCAUCGCCGCUGCAACCAACGCUCCCAUGUUCGCCGCUGGUGCUGCUGGUGCUUUCGGUCUUGCCGUUAUUGGUCUGUUGUAA
This is a messenger RNA of Lecanosticta acicola, 672 nucleotides long. The record is from the annotation of a GenBank genome assembly. Lineage: Eukaryota; Fungi; Ascomycota; Dothideomycetes; Mycosphaerellales; Mycosphaerellaceae.